Molecule: messenger RNA, 525 nt
Organism: Salvelinus namaycush (lake trout)
Lineage: Eukaryota; Metazoa; Chordata; Actinopteri; Salmoniformes; Salmonidae
Product: deleted in lung and esophageal cancer protein 1-like
Exons: 5
Coding region: 1-525 (174 amino acids)
Biological process (GO): negative regulation of cell population proliferation
Source: RefSeq, a predicted model, not a curated record
AUGGAGGAUGUUCCAGCAGGGGGCAGCAGCACCAUCCACGUCUCCUUCACUCCCCUGACCCUGUCAGAACUGACCUCUAACGCUGCCUGUGUAUCCUUCGCUCUGGGCUUCAUGAGCCUUGACUCCAAGGUGUCGUCCUGUAUCCCGGGUAAGGUUCAAAGGGCUCAGGGUCAGGAUCUGGAACCUCUCAGAUUGGACCUCCAGGCCUCCGUCAGACCUGCCGUCCUGUCAGUGCAGAUGGAGGAGGAAGAGGAGUGCCUGGAGUUCUGUGCUGUGGCUAGUGAUUUAAUACAGGGCGAGCCACACAAUGAGAUGGUACAGAGGAAGUGUUCCAUCACACGGACGUUCCAGUUGAAGAAUAGUACAGAGAUGCCUCUGAGUUUCAGGCUGAGCACCCAGCCUCCCUUUUCUGUACUGCAGCCUAGAGGUGGUGUCGGGACAGCCGGCUGCUCCUCCCACAGCCUCCCAUCUGGGGAGAACCAGCUACUGCUGCUGCAGCCACGGCACAACAAGCAGGUAGGUUAG